AUGGCAUCGUAUCUCCGAAGUUGGCUUUACGCCCAGAAUCCCACCGAAGAGGCACCUGCAGCUCCUACCAUCGUCGAGACUUCGCCUCCGCCGCCAGAAGACGACGACGAUGCGGAGACUGUUCAUGGGGAUGAUGAUGCGCCCCCAGCGUUUCCGGCAAUGAACAGCGCACAGCGAGCGACGGCGACGUCUCAAACGGAGGCAAUACCCCGAAUAUUGACGGACGCGCAACUUAUGCCGCCACCACCGCCGCCCUCCUUGGCUAGUCGAAGGCCUGGCGUGUCAGGCAGCUCCGGAUCAUCUCUCGGUGCAUCUCUAAUGGCACCCCCUACUACCCUGAAACCUCCACCACAACCUGCCAAGAAGGGGAAGGUCGCCCUUGCACCCGGACACGGUCCCCUUGACUGGGCGAACCUAAAGAAAUCUGGGCAGAAUCUCAGGGGGACAGACUCGGUCCUGCGAGUGACACCUUCCAUGCUUAAGGAGCAUCGGACGCGGGACGACGCAUGGUCGUCGUUCAGCGGCAAGGUGUACAACCUGACUGCAUACCUGCCAUACCACCCCGGCGGGGAGAAGGAGCUCCUACGAGUGGCCGGGCGGGACGGCACGAAGCUCUUCGCUGCGACACAUGCCUGGGUGAACAUCGACUACAUGCUGGACGAGUGCCUAGUAGGCUUCAUGGUGUCAGAGUAGAGUUCGUAGCGCUUUUUCGCGCGCCGCCGUUCCGUCAACAUACCUAGAACUUUAGAUAUCCAUACCUGGACGAGCAGCCUAAUUACCAUGGUUUUCCUUGUGGGCGUAGUUG
Messenger RNA from Trametes versicolor FP-101664 SS1, 805 nucleotides. Its product is annotated as cytochrome b5. The transcript has 3 exons. Gene Ontology annotation, molecular function: heme binding. Lineage: Eukaryota; Fungi; Basidiomycota; Agaricomycetes; Polyporales; Polyporaceae. The coding region runs from base 1 to 693 and encodes 230 amino acids. The record is from RefSeq and is a predicted model, not a curated record.